Molecule: messenger RNA, 399 nt
Organism: Notothenia coriiceps (black rockcod)
Lineage: Eukaryota; Metazoa; Chordata; Actinopteri; Perciformes; Nototheniidae
Product: protein cereblon-like
Exons: 4
Coding region: 1-399 (132 amino acids)
Source: RefSeq, a predicted model, not a curated record
AUGAACACGGAGCAACACUGUUUAUUUGGUAUCUGUUUCAGCAGUGAUGCAGGUGAGCCGGACGCAGAGUUUGGGACGACAGCUGAAAUCUAUGCAUACCGAGAAGAGCAGGAGUAUGGCAUUGAAACUGUGAAAGUGAAAGCUGUGGGAAGGCAGAGGUUUAAGGUCCAUGAGAUAAGAACUCAAGCAGACGGGAUCAGACAAGCCAAAGUACAGAUCCUUCCAGAACGAAUCCUUCCAGAUCCCCUCUCUGCCGUGCAGAUAGCACCCCUCACCAGGCUCAACAUGCACCCCUCCUGCAAACCCCCGACUCAGACCUGCAAGCAGGCCCAGCGCUGGUGGAAUAACUACCAGCAGGAAAUGGAAAUGGGACAUGACAGCUCUGGUUACACCAACUGA